Molecule: messenger RNA, 1370 nt
Organism: Musca domestica (house fly)
Lineage: Eukaryota; Metazoa; Arthropoda; Insecta; Diptera; Muscidae
Product: odorant receptor 7a-like
Exons: 4
Coding region: 89-1282 (397 amino acids)
Biological process (GO): sensory perception of smell; detection of chemical stimulus involved in sensory perception of smell
Cellular component (GO): plasma membrane
Molecular function (GO): olfactory receptor activity; odorant binding
Source: RefSeq, a predicted model, not a curated record
AAGUUGUUCUAAGCUAUAUAAAGGGCUUUGGACUUAUCUUGUCCCAUUUUGUGAAUUAGCUUUGAGCAGAGUGAGUUGUAACCACAAAAUGCUGGGCAAAAAGAAAACUGUCAAAAUAUCUAAAAAAGUGGCCACAAAGCAGGCCCUCACCAAUCUUUACAUAUGUUUUCGUGUCAUGGGAAUACACGUUACUAAAAACCAUCCUCAUCUUUACAUUAUCUAUGUCAUUGUUAUUCAUAGUUUAACGACAGUAUUUACACCCAUUAGCUUUACCACCAGUUACUUUCGCAAAACCGAUCAGGACUUCAAUGUUGGCGUUUUUCUCACCUCCAUCCAGGCCGUGAUAAAUGUCUAUGGUUGUGCCAUAAAAAUUCUCCUCCUCAUCUAUUAUAAAACAAAAUUGGAAGCUGCCGAAAAACUAAUGGAUAAAAUGGAUCAACAUUGCCGGGCUGAAGACGAAAUCCAAGAGUUGUUCAAUAUUCGUGAUUUGGGAAGGAAAAUUGUGUUGGGCUAUAUCACCGCCUAUUGGACCUAUACAACGAUGACAUACAUUUCAGCAUUGGUAUCGGGUGUACCAUCGUAUUCGAUAAAUUUAUUUUUUCUAGAUUGGAAACGUUCGAAACGGGAAUUUUAUUUGGCUUCAUUUCUGGAAUACGUCCUAGUUACGUGGACAUGUCUCCAGCAGGUGGCCAAUGAUUCGUAUGGCACGAUUUAUGUUUGUAUCUUGCGAGGACAUGUACGUGUUUUGCUGCUAAGAAUACGUAAAAUGGGACGAAAAGUGGAUCAAACAGCUGAUCAGAAUUUGGAAGAGCUGAAAAGUUGCAUCAAAGAUCAUAAGGAUUUGUCGGAGCUCUACAAUAUUAUCUCUCCCGUCAUUUCGCGUACGAUAUUUCUACAAUUUUCCAUAACAGCUGUCAUUUUGGGCAUAACACUGAUAAACAUUGCCGUUUUUGCUGCAACCAUAACCGCAAUGGCCGCCUCAGGGUUUUAUGUCAUUGCCGUAUCGGUGGAGAUAUUCCCUUUGUGUUAUUAUGCCAAUUGUUUGCUGUACGACAGUGACACUUUGGCUACGGAAAUAUUCCACUCGGCAUGGAUUGAUCAGGAUAGGCGUUAUCGUAAACUGUUGAUAUUUUUCAUACAGCGCACUCAGAAGAGCAUGGAAUUGUGGGCUGGAAAAAUAUUUCCCAUUAAUUUGAAUAGUUUUAUAAGUAUUGCCAAAUUUUCCUUUUCGCUCUAUACACUAAUCAAACAAAUGGGCAUUAAGGAGCGUUUGGGUUUAUAAUGGAUGCUGGAAUUUAUUGAAUUAUAUAUAUUAAAUAUUAUAAAAAAAAACAUAUUAGCUCCGUUCCCGUCCUUUUCUGGUAGCAAAA